CUAUCAAGUAAAGAAUAUUGUGAAAGAUUCCAUUAUUUUAGAACGUUGUUGAGUAUUUUAUUAUUAUAGUAUUAUUUUAACUGUUAUCCAUAUAGUUUGUCAUUAACAAUUUGAAUACUAGUUUUUAAAUACUCAUGUGUAUUUUAAAAAAAAAAAUUGUUGUCUGAUUUUAUUCUUUUAUGUAAAGACUAACCAAAUAGUCAAAAUGACUGUGAUGUCUCAAGAAGAAAUGGUGGUUGGCAUUAAAACUGUUGCUCAGGGAUUAGAAGCUCUGAAAAAUGAGUUGAUUGCGUCCAAUAAUCCGUCAGGUCAAAAUUUUACCCAACCAGAAGAAAAACAAUUGAUGCUCCAAAAAACAUUGGAUAUGACUGAAUUAGGUCUAGGAGAAGCUCAGGUAAUGUUGGCAUUAGCAUCUCACCUUCAAAAUGUUGAAGCGGAGAAACAAAAGUUAAGAACUCAAGUACGUAGGCUAUGUCAAGAAAACGCAUGGCUUCGUGAUGAAUUGGCAAACACUCAACAAAAAUUGCAAGCAUCAGAACAAGCUGUUGCAUUAUUAGAUGAGCAAAAUAAACAUCUUGAAUUCAUGGCGUCUAUUAGCAAAUUUGAUGCUGAUAAGACUGAAGAUCAGACUGAAAACAAACAAGAAAAAUCUAAAAAUGAUGAUCCAGUGGUAGAUUUAUUUCCAGAUGAUGACAAUGAAGAAAGAAACACAUUGUCACCAACACCACCUUCACAAUUUGCACAGCAAGUUAACGCUGGAGCAGGUUAUGAAAUUCCUGCUCGUUUAAGAACAUUACAUAACUUAGUAAUACAAUAUGCAUCUCAAGGCAGAUAUGAAGUUGCUGUACCUUUGUGCAAACAAGCUUUAGAAGAUCUAGAAAAAACAUCUGGUCAUGAUCACCCGGAUGUUGCUACAAUGUUAAAUAUUUUAGCACUUGUUUACAGAGAUCAAAAUAAGUAUAAAGAUGCAGCCAAUUUAUUAAAUGAUGCAUUAGCUAUCCGAGAAAAAACCUUAGGCGAAAAUCAUCCUGCGGUUGCAGCAACAUUAAACAAUUUAGCUGUUCUUUAUGGGAAAAGAGGCAAGUAUAAAGAUGCUGAACCAUUAUGUAAACGAGCUUUAGAAAUCAGAGAAGCAGUGUUAGGCAAGGGACAUCCAGAUGUUGCUAAACAGUUAAAUAAUUUAGCAUUACUUUGUCAAAACCAGGGUAAAUAUGAAGAAGUUGAGCGUUAUUACCAAAGAGCCUUAGAAAUAUAUGAAAAAAAACUAGGUCCUGAUGAUCCAAAUGUUGCAAAAACAAAAAAUAAUUUAGCAUCAUGUUACUUAAAACAAGGUAAAUACAAGGAAGCUGAAAUUCUCUACAAGCAAGUUUUGACCAGAGCUCAUGAAAGAGAGUUUGGAACAAUUGAUGGCGACAACAAACCUAUUUGGCAGGUUGCUGAAGAAAGAGAAGAGAAUAAAAACAAAAAUAGUGGUACAGCUCCUUAUACAGAAUAUGGUGGUUGGCAUAAGGCUGCUAAAGUUGACUCACCCACAGUAACUACCACCCUUAAAAAUUUAGGAGCUCUGUAUAGAAGACAAGGAAAAUAUGAAGCAGCUGAAACAUUAGAAGAUUGUGCUUUAAGAUCUCGAAAAGAAGCUUUUGAUAUUGUAAAACAAGCUAAAGUUGCACAAAUUCUUAGUGGUUCAAAUAAUAAUGUAAACAAUAGUGAUAGAAGGAAUCGAUCAAGUAGAUUGAUUGAUUCUAGAGAAUCUUUAGAUUAUGACACUAGUUCCCCUGGAACUAAAAUGGACGAGAAAUCUGGAACAGAUGGUCAACAGAAGUAGAAUUAAAACAAAAUUAUUAUUAUCUACUUACUUUCCACUACAUAAUUUUAUUCUACUAUGGCAUACCAGUGUUCAUCUUACGAUCACAUACAUGGAUCAUCAAAUGAUUUUUUAUAAAAAGUGCAAUAAUAAGAAUUAUUUUGAACAAAAAUUUGAUUAAUGUUGAACAAUUAAUUAUUGAAUACAUUUUUAUACAAUUAAAAAAAAUUAAAUGUAUCACAAUUAAUUUAACUUUGUUAGGGAGUAGUAAGCAUAAUUUAUUUUAUAAAUUAUUGAAUAUGCUUUAAUGAGCAUAGGUUAAUUAAAUUUUUUCUCUUAGAUAUACAUAUUUUAAUCACAAUUAACAGUAACAACUAGUAAAUCAUUCUAGACCUAAGUACUAAGUAUUUAUGCAAGCCCAAAAAACAUUUUUAUUAUUUACUUAAUUAACUUUACUUAGAUUUUAUACUAGUUUAACAAUAUUUAGAAAUAAAACCGAUUAUUCCUUAUUAAAUAAUUUAUGUAGGCUCAGAAAAAGUAUAAAUAUGUGUGUGUAUAUCUAAGUAUAUAUUAUGAAAAUCAGUCUAUAAAUUCCUAUCAAAAUCUAAUUUUGGAUUUUAUUUUUCUAUUGAUUAAUGAUGAAUUUUAUAAAUUAAAUGCUUCUGUGACAACUGUUUUAUUUACA
This is a messenger RNA of Daktulosphaira vitifoliae (grape phylloxera), 2489 nucleotides long. It is a transcript of the gene Klc, whose product is annotated as kinesin light chain. The record is from RefSeq and is a predicted model, not a curated record. Lineage: Eukaryota; Metazoa; Arthropoda; Insecta; Hemiptera; Phylloxeridae. Gene Ontology annotation, molecular function: kinesin binding. The coding region runs from base 206 to 1825 and encodes 539 amino acids. The transcript has 11 exons. Gene Ontology annotation, biological process: microtubule-based movement. Gene Ontology annotation, cellular component: membrane-bounded organelle; cytoplasm; kinesin complex.